AGUAAGUAGACCGGACUCCGGCGUGACCUUUUCCUUUUCGGGUCGGGUGUAAGGUUAUUGGGCCGUGAUGUUCGCGAAGGGCCUCGGCAUCCAUUAUCACUAGUACAUACCAGAGAGUUGAGCAGAGAGAGAGAAAAGGAAAGAGAACGGAUGACGACGAUUCGUAGAUUUAGCUGCAAUGACCUUCUCCGCUUCGCCUCAGUCAAUCUAGAUCAUCUUACUGAAACUUUCAACAUGUCAUUUUACAUGACAUACAUGGCAAGAUGGCCGGACUAUUUCCACGUCGCAGAAGCUCCUGGUGGCAGAAUCAUGGGAUACAUUAUGGGAAAAGUUGAAGGGCAAGGUGAAUCUUGGCAUGGCCAUGUCACUGCAGUAACUGUGGCUCCUGAAUAUCGGAGGCAGCAAUUAGCCAAGAAAUUGAUGAACCUGCUGGAAGAUGUCAGUGAUAAGAUUGAUAAGGCUUACUUUGUGGACCUGUUUGUGAGAGCAUCAAAUACGCCAGCCAUAAAGAUGUAUGAGAAGCUCGAUUAUGUAAUAUAUAGGCGAGUUUUACGUUAUUACUCAGGGGAGGAAGAUGGUUUGGAUAUGAGGAAGGCUUUAUCGCGAGACAUAGAAAAGAAGUCUAUCAUCCCGCUUAAGCGGCCAGUAACUCCGGAUGAAUUGGAGUAUGACUGAGUCAGUAAUAACUGUUACCAUGUGUAUCUUUCAACAAGCUAUGUUCAGGCAUCAAGAAGUCCAUCUGAAAAUGUGUUAAGAUCAGGAGUCCGGGCUCUUGUGUCUUUCUGAAAAUGGAUACAUUUUAUUUUAGUGCUCUGCCAAUGAGUAAAGAUAUUUUGGGUUAGACAUGUUGAUCCUUUGAUCAUUAUAUUAUGUUUAAGAACAUGUGCUAGAAAUCUGGCCUUGUGUUUUGGCUGCAACCGCCGGAGCAUAUCGUGUGUGUAUUGGUCAAGACGUGUUAGCGAGUAGUUUAAGCAAUGAAAUGCGUGCCCUUUUGGUAAGAUUGAUUUGAAA
Nicotiana tabacum (common tobacco) is the source of this 1011-nucleotide messenger RNA. Its product is annotated as N-terminal acetyltransferase B complex catalytic subunit NAA20. Gene Ontology annotation, cellular component: NatB complex. Gene Ontology annotation, molecular function: protein-N-terminal amino-acid acetyltransferase activity. Gene Ontology annotation, biological process: N-terminal peptidyl-methionine acetylation. The record is from RefSeq and is a predicted model, not a curated record. Lineage: Eukaryota; Viridiplantae; Streptophyta; Magnoliopsida; Solanales; Solanaceae.